Molecule: messenger RNA, 4092 nt
Organism: Monosiga brevicollis MX1
Lineage: Eukaryota; Choanoflagellata; Craspedida; Salpingoecidae
Exons: 12
Coding region: 1-3708 (1235 amino acids)
Biological process (GO): microtubule-based movement
Cellular component (GO): dynein complex
Molecular function (GO): dynein light intermediate chain binding; dynein intermediate chain binding; minus-end-directed microtubule motor activity
Source: RefSeq, a predicted model, not a curated record
AUGAAGUCGCCGCCGGCGGGCGUGAAGCUUGUAAUGGAGGCUGUGUGCGUGAUGAAGGACGUCAAGCCCGAGAAGGUCAAUGACCCAGCAGGCGGAACAAAGAAGGUGCUCGACUACUGGGGUCCAGCCAAAAAGCUGUUAAGCGACAUGAAGUUUUUGGACUCACUCCGCGAGUACGACAAGGACAACAUUCCCCCGCACAUCAUGCAGGAGAUUCGGGACAAGUACAUUCCGGAUGAGGGCUUUGUGCCCGAAAAGGUUGCCAAGGCUUCGCAAGCUGCCGAGGGCUUGUGUAAGUGGGUGCGAGCCAUGGAAAUCUAUGAUCGCGUGGCCAAGGUGGUGGCGCCCAAGCGCCUGGCUCUGGUUGAGAAGGAGACCGAGGUCAAUGGCCUCAUGGCCGAGCUCAAGGCCAAGCAGGACGAGCUCAAGGCCGUCCAGGACCGCGUGGCGCAACUCAAUGCGGCGUUGGAUGAGAAACUUCGAGAAAAAGCGGAUCUGGAGGCAAAGGUUGAGCUUUGUGCUCAAAAGCUGGGACGAGCACAAAAGUUGAUUGGUGGCCUGGGUGGCGAGAAGAAGCGUUGGAGCGAAGCGGCUGCCAACCUACAGGUGGCCUUUGACAAUUUGACAGGCGACAUUCUUGUGGCAGGCGCUGUGAUGGCCUACCUUGGGCCGUACACUUCGGUGUAUCGCCAGAGCACCAUUGCUGACUGGGUGGCACAGUGCCGCGCCGCCAAUCUGCCCUGCUCGGCCGACUUUAGUCUACGCAGCAUCCUUGGCGAUGCCGUCAAGAUCCGUGCAUGGAACAUCGACGGGCUACCCACCGACGGCUUUUCCGUGGACAACGGCGUGAUGUUGCACAACUCGCGUCGCUGGCCUCUGAUGAUCGAUCCGCAGGGUCAGGCCAACAAGUGGAUCAAGAAGAUGGAGGCAAGCAACCAACUAAAGGUUAUCAAGCUGUCCGACCCCAACUUUAUGCGUGAUCUGGAGACGGGCAUUCAAUUUGGCACCCCCGUGCUACUCGAGAACAUUGGCGAGGAACUCGACCCCGCACUCGAGCCCCUCUUGCUCCGCUCCACCUUCAAACAGGGGGGUGUCAUGUGCAUGAAGCUUGGCGAGAACGUGUUGGAAUACAGCGACGAUUUCCGCUUCUACAUCACGACCAAGUUGCCAAACCCCCACUACAUGCCCGAAACGGCUACCAAGGUCACGCUCAUCAAUUUCAUGAUCACGCCCGAGGGCUUGGAGGAUCAACUCCUCGGGAUUGUGGUGCGCAAGGAGCAGCCCGAGCUCGAAGCUGAGCGACAGCAGCUUAUCAUCCAAAGUGCAGAGAACAAACGUCAACUCAAGGAUAUUGAGAAGCGCAUUCUGGACACGCUGUCCAACUCUCAGGGCAACAUCCUCGAGGAUGAAGGCGCCAUCAAGGUGCUGGAUGACGCCAAGAUCGUGUCCGACGACAUCCAGGCUAAGCAGAAGGUGGCCGAGGCUACCGAGGCCAAGAUCAACGAAAAUCGCAAGGGCUAUAAACCCGUGGCCGCUCACUCGGCUGUCCUUUUCUUCGUGAUUGCUGACAUGGCCAACAUUGAUCCCAUGUAUCAGUACUCUUUGACUUGGUUUGUCAACCUCUUUAUUGCCUCCAUCGACAGCUCGACGAAGAGCAAGCAGUUGGACAAGCGCCUUCGAUACUUGACAGAUCAUUUCACGUAUUCCAUCUACUGCAACGUUUGCCGUUCGCUCUUUGAAAAGGACAAGCUUCUCUUUGCGUUUUUGCUCUGCUGCGCUUUGUUGAAGUCACGCAAUCAGCUGGAUCAGAGCGAGUUGAUGUUCUUCCUGACGGGUGGUGUUGGUCUGGAUAACACACGCAAGAACCCUGAUGAGAGUUGGAUCUCGCAGAAAAUGUGGGACGAGCUGUGUCGCAUGGGUGAUCUUCCCAGUUAUCAGGAAGUCAAAUUCCUCGAGAAAUUCGAGGCCGACCCGCGCAAGUGGAAGUACAUUUACGAUAGCAAAACACCCUACAACGAGGAGCUUCCUGACUCCUGGCAGGGAUCGCUGACGGACUUUCAGCGCAUGACCUUGUUGCGUGUGAUGCGCCCCGAUAAGGCGGUACCACUGUGCCGCUUGUUCGUACAGUCCAAGCUCGGGCAGCGUUUUACGGAACCUCCGCCUUUCAACUUGCAAGAAAGUUACAACGACUCUGUGGCUACUGCCCCCCUGAUUUUCGUGCUGAGCCCGGGCGCUGACCCAAUGGCGCAGCUAUUGAAGUUUGCAGACACGUUUCCUGUUUCAGUCCUGCAAAACGGUGUCAAGAUGACCAAUGAGCCGCCAACAGGCCUGCGCAUGAAUAUGUUGCAGUCUUACUUGACGGAUCCCAUCUCAGAUCCGAGCUUUUUCAACAAACUCGAGGACAAUCCGGCCAAGCAUGAGGCUUUCCAAAAACUGCUUUUUGGCUUGUGCUUUUUCCAUGCUAACGUGCAAGAGCGACGCAAAUUUGGUCCGCUGGGCUGGAACAUUCCUUACGGCUUCAAUGAGAGCGACCUGCGCAUUAGCGUGCGCCAGUUGAACAUUUUCUUGGAGGAGUACGAUGACCUGCCGUUGGAUGCACUGCAAUACUUGACGGGCCAGUGCAACUAUGGUGGCCGUGUGACUGACGAUUGGGAUCGACGCUGCUUGGUCUCGAUUCUCAAAAAUACUUUUUGCCGAGACGCGUGUGUCCAGACCAAGUAUGCGUUGUCACCGAGCGGAGUCUAUCACGUACCAGCACCCGAGGGCUACGAUCACUACGUCGAGUUUAUCAAGGAGUUGCCGGUGGAGCAGCCCCCAGAAGCCUUUGGCAUGCAUGACAAUGUUGACAUUUCCAAGGACUUGCAAGAAACGCGCCUGCUUUUUGACUCGUGCCUUGCGACCAUGGCGGCGUUGCCGAGCCUCUUCGAUCUGGAAGCUGCAUUGGCCAAGUUUCCAACACGCUACGACGAGUCGAUGAACACGGUGCUUGUUCAGGAGAUGCAACGUUUCAAUCGCUUGCUGCAAGUAAUUGUCACGUCUCUUCGCGAUUUGCGCAAAGCCAUUAAAGGUUUGGUGCUCAUGUCGCCGGCCUUGGAGGAGGUCGGGCGUAGCUUGACCAUUGGCAAGGUGCCCGGCAUGUGGAUGGCCAAAUCCUACCCGAGUUUGAAGCCAUUGGGCAGCUACGUCUCGGACUUUUUGCAACGGCUUCAAUUUUUGCAGACGUGGUACGAGCAAGGCAAGCCGGACGUGUUCUGGGUGAGCGGGUUUUAUUUCACACAGGCAUUCUUGACGGGUGCGCUGCAAAACUAUGCGCGCAAGUACAAGAUUCCCAUCGACAUCUUGGGCUUUGGUUUUGAGGUUUUGCGGGACGAGGACCCACGCACCGCGCCGGCAGAUGGCGUGCUGAUUGACGGCCUGUUUUUGGAUGGUGCACGCUGGGUCAAGUCUAAGCAUGUGCUCGGUGAAUCCAUGCCCAAGGUGCUCUUUGAUGUGAUGCCUGCCAUCUGGCUCAAGCCGGGCAAGAAGGAAGAGUUGCCUGAUGUGCCAAGCUAUCUUUGCCCAGUGUAUAAGACAAGCGAGCGCCGUGGAACUCUGUCGACGACAGGCCACUCAACCAACUACGUUUUGCCAAUCAGAGUGCCGUCAGAUAUGCCUUCGGAUCAUUGGGUUCGCCGAGGCGUGGCGUUGCUGUGCCAACUGGACGAUUAAGCGCGCUCGCUUUUGGCCCAUCGUUGGUUGGGCUUUCUUUCUGGCGAUGUGGUCUCGUGGUGGCGCAGAGCUGACAGCGUGACCGCGUCAUGUCUGGUUUGCUCUGGUCGGUUAAGCUGUGUGUGUGUGUGUGUGUGUGUGUGUGGUGCUGUAGCUGAUCUAUUGCCUGAGAAGUGUGCUGAAGAUUCAGGGCCUGUGUGAUGGUGUUGCGUGAUCAUUUAGUAGUGGAUAAGCGAAACGGUGUUUGUUGUUUGUCUCGCUGUCAGAAAAGGCCCUUGAACGUGAUGCGCUGUGAUGCGUGCGAACUAGUCCUUCUCCUCAUUAAUUUCUUCUUGCGUAUCGAGCUGGCGCUCAUGCCGCCAGUUCUCAAUUGAUCCGAGAACC